Molecule: messenger RNA, 1157 nt
Organism: Amoebophrya sp. A25
Lineage: Eukaryota; Dinophyceae; Syndiniales; Amoebophryaceae
Source: the annotation of a GenBank genome assembly
GUGCGCAGAAAGCAUUGGGCCCGUCAGGCGAGGCAGACUUGCCCGCAGUAUUAGGUUUGGCGGAAGUCUCGAGGGACGGGGCAUUGCAGUGUCAAAUUCUGCGAGGAGUAUGUGGUGAUCGCCGCGCCGAGCUGCGUGGCGAACGGCUGCGUAUUUAUCGUCAAAAACGGGAAUUGCUGAAUGCCGGCAAGGCGGCUGCGGACUUGAAGAAGUCCGUACUUCAAAUGCAGAAGCAUUUCGCUAGAACGGAACUGAAGGCUCAUCGGACAGAGUCACUGGAGAACCGGUCCGCGCGCCCGUCUCCACUAAAAUCGCCAGAAAGGCACGACAACGACAGUCCCGAUUUGAAACAGCAAGCUCCGAGAAUUCCAGCACGUUUUCUUGCAGCUGAAGGACGACCACGCACAGCGCCAGAGAGCAGUAGAUGGAAACUUGCUGUUGCGCGGGCUGUGUCAAAGUCACUCGCAAGUGACAAGUUUGAGGAUCUACAUUCUGAAUGCACGUUAGAGAAAGAUGCAGAUGACAGGGACAAGGAGAAUGAGCUUUACUGGGACAAAGGUACAGCCAAUGAUAAGAGCUCGCCGACUGGGAAAAGCCGCUGGAAAGCAGCUCUGGUAAAGCAGCAAGGACUAGGGCGGAUCGCACAGAACAAGAAAGCUGUGUCGGCGGUAGCACGGCUGACUGCAGACGAAAAGCAGGCUUCUAGCCACGUGAAGAAUUACUCAGAAGACCUCCGAACGAGGUACGAUCGGCGAGUGGCGGCAGACGUGGAACAGAUUCGCGAGCGACACAAAGCGAGGCUUCUACAACAAGGUGCCGAUCGCCUCCGCGCGUUGCGCCUCGAGGUGGAAAAUCGGAUUCUGCAAGAGCAGCUGCCCGAUCCGGCUUACCACGAAGAAAUCGAUUUUUUGAGGGCUGAGCUGGCGUCACGCGAGGCCAAGUUGGGCCAUGCUGAGCGCAGUCUAAGACGCAUUGUCGCAGCAAGCAGCGACCAACUGCGGAAACAAUUAAACGAGGAACAAGCCGGACGCUUUCAAGCACCUGCCGCACGGCCCAGUGAAGAUCUAGCCUUCUCGGCUUCCGCAAGCACAAGUGAAAACGAGACCUGGCACCAACGGAGUCAACAGCAAUCCAAUGUUGGAGACACGGUGAUCGAC